AUGGCUACGGACGAUGGUUGUAAAAGUCUUUAUGUUGGUAAUCUCGAUCCCAGGGUAACGGACAGCAUGCUUCAUGAGAUCUUUGGAGUAGCAGGAUCCGUGAACAAUACGAAAAUCAUUCCUGAUAAAAAUGUGAGUCUAAUGUGGAGUCACCCCGCAAUGGCUGGCCUUGCUGGACACUCGAGUUGCGUUCCAUACAUAUAUGACGCAGCUCAAAG
Racocetra persica is the source of this 218-nucleotide messenger RNA. NCBI's taxonomy places the organism in Eukaryota, Fungi, Glomeromycota, Glomeromycetes, Diversisporales, Gigasporaceae. The record is from the annotation of a GenBank genome assembly.